Molecule: messenger RNA, 915 nt
Organism: Amoebophrya sp. A120
Lineage: Eukaryota; Dinophyceae; Syndiniales; Amoebophryaceae
Source: the annotation of a GenBank genome assembly
UCUUGUUCUUCAUUCACUCAGCGGCUGAAUACUUAGAUCUACGAAGCACCACGACGCAUCGUAUUCCAGGAUGAAGAUCAACUACAAACGUGCUCAAUCCUAUUGCAUAUGCUUGUGAACACGUCAACAGUUGUGGUGGAUUUCCAUUUUCACAAUACCGCUUGGAAAGGAUUCCGCAAAAGGUUUUCCGAUCAAUUUCAAUUCUGCAGAAAAAAAUAGUUCCUCUAUGUAUUCAUUCCUGAAGUUGUGCCUUUGCCCGCAACUGCGAAUAGAAGACAUUGGUAUUGUUCCUGAUAAAUUUGUCGCGACCUUCACCAGACGCAGACUUGCGCAUGGCAACCGCUCCCGGCAGGUCUGUCCAGCAGGUCGGCGCGGCCGGGGCUGAUGCCGGCGGUGCAGCCGAGAUGAAAAACCGGACGGGCGAUGUGGAGAACCCGAACUCCCACAGCAAACUCGUGGUGUACAAGAGUCGGGUGGCGUAUGUACGGAAGAUAUGUCGCGAGGACGAGUAUCUCUUGCCGCACCUGAGGCAUCCACACCGCGAGCACUUUGAGCACUGCCGGCGGAUAAUCCUGGACAUCAAGGAAUGGUGUAUUGGAACUGUUUGUGAGGUUGAUUUUGGAGGAGCAUAGGAGUGCAACGACCCAUUGUUUCUUAAGUCUGUACCUCUUGGUUUUAUUGCAUAAAGUACGUAGAUCUAGAACUAGUACUAGAUGCAAUAUGUAUCCGGCAUGGUGCUAUCACUGAGGAGGACGAACAUCGAGCCCAAGCACCGCUGUGACGGAGUAUCAACAUUUCCGGACUCCAACUCAGGGCCAAUCCGGCGUUUUGGCACCAAUGGCUGAAGGACGGUGGGCUCCCCGAUGCGGAGGUGGAACCGGACCUGAUUUCCAUGCGGCCAGACCAGGUGAUGAC